AUGUCAAUACCGAACAACAAUAUAUUCAUAGCUUCUUCAAAUUCAAGUGGCAAUUCCAACCUUACACAGAAGAACUCGAAGAAGAAACGAAAUAGACUUUCAUUAAAUUGUUUCAAUUGCAAAACAAGAAAAAUAAAAUGUAAUAGACAACGUCCAUGUUUAUCAUGUAUUAAAAAGAAAUUAAAAUGUGAAUAUCAACGACAACAAUGGUUAGCAUCUCCUAAUAAUGAAAAUAAUGGUAUUUUUCAAAUUCAACAAUUGAAUUCACAUAAUGAAAAUAGUAAGAUCACUACAAGUCACGAAAUUUCGAAUGAAGAUAAGAAUUAUCAAAUACAACAACAACAACAACAACAGCAACAACAAACUAGUGAAUUAUCACAAAUACAAUUAUUGAAUGACAUAUUAAAAGAUUCUAUAAAAAAUCAAUUUCAUGGAAAUAGAAAUAGGGAUAGAAAUGGAAAUAUUGAAAAUAUUGAAUUAAAGAAAUAUAUAAUAACUGAUUUAUUUCAAUAUUUUAUUAAAUAUUAUUAUCAUAAAAAUUUUUUAAAAAAUUUAAAAUCAAAUUUAGGUUUAUCAGAUCGACCACAAGAAAUAUCAAAAUUUGAAUCAUUAUUACUUGAAUUUGAGAUUUAUAUUGAUGAGAAAUAUUCAAUUAUUAAUGAAUAUGAAAUUAAGAUGAAAUUUAAAGAUUAUAUUAAUAUGAAAAUGAUUUUAUAUAUGAUUUAUUUUUAUUAUUAUUUAUAUUAUGAAAAAAAGAAAAAACAAUUACAAUUACAAUUACAAUUACAACAAUCAUUAAGUUAUUCAUAUUUGAAAAAAAUCUUAGGAUCAUGUAUUAAUGAAUUUAUACCUUAUUUAUUUGAAUUAAUAAUUAAUCAAAAUCAUAACAAAUUAAAUGAUUUGCAGCAAACAUUGGGAGAUACAGAUAAACAUACAGAUAAAGAUCAUAUUGUUAAUCCCAUGAUUAUUAUUUUCAAAACUGUGAUACCAAAAGUUAUGAUGAUUAAUUUUGAAAUUUUGAUUAGAUUGAAUUCUAGUAUUUAUAAAUUACGAUAUUUAAAUCCUCAUCAUAAUGAAAAUUUACGAGAUGAUUUUGAAUAUCGAUUAAAAUUUGCCAAAUUAAAUAAAUUAACUCAAAUUUAUAAAAAAAUUCUUGAAAUUUCCUUAUUAAUAAUAGCAAUAAUAAUAAUAUUCAAAUUAAAUCAAAAAUAUGAUUAUCAACAGAAAAUCAAAGAAUCCUAUAAUAUUAAUUAUAUUCUUAAACAAGUGUUUACUGAUAAUACAAUACCAUCUAAUCAAACAGAGUAUUAUUAUAAUAAUUGUAUGUUUAAUGAAUUAUCAAAUGAUGAAAUAAAUGAAAUUACCAAAAUUUUGGAGGUUGGAUUAAAGAAAUAUACCGAAUUGAAAAAUAAAUUAGGAAUAAAUACAAAUUUUGAAGAUGAACAUGAAGAUGAACAUGAAGAUAAACAUGAACAUAAACAUGAAGAAUUUCAUGAAGCAAUGAGAAACCAUUGUUUAAUAGAAUUAACAUCAUUGAUCCCUGUUAGUAAUUCUUCAAACUUGCAACAACAACAAUCAUUAUCAUUUGAUGAUGAGGAACAAGAUUUUAAUAUAAUGAAUAAUAUGGAUAUUGAUAAAUUUUGGUCAUUAAUGGUACAAAUAAAGAAUAAGAAUAAGAAUAAUAUCAAUGAUGAAAGAAGUACAAAUACUAACUAG
Messenger RNA from Candida dubliniensis CD36, 1716 nucleotides. RefSeq names its product Zcf14p (gene ZCF14). The record is from RefSeq and is a predicted model, not a curated record. The transcript has a single exon. Gene Ontology annotation, cellular component: nucleus. Gene Ontology annotation, molecular function: DNA-binding transcription activator activity, RNA polymerase II-specific; RNA polymerase II cis-regulatory region sequence-specific DNA binding; zinc ion binding. Gene Ontology annotation, biological process: regulation of transcription by RNA polymerase II. NCBI's taxonomy places the organism in Eukaryota, Fungi, Ascomycota, Pichiomycetes, Serinales, Debaryomycetaceae. Bases 1 to 1716 code for a protein of 571 amino acids.